Molecule: messenger RNA, 4846 nt
Organism: Pantherophis guttatus
Lineage: Eukaryota; Metazoa; Chordata; Lepidosauria; Squamata; Colubridae
Source: RefSeq, a predicted model, not a curated record
UUUGUUCCCUUCUUCCUCUUUCUCCCUCCUCCUUUCUUCCUCCCUGUCCCAUGAUGCAUUGUACCUCGGCAAGCUGAUGCCAUAUAAAAAAAAACAACGGGUUGUUACGCUGCCCAUUCUUUUGAUGGCAGAAGGGUGGGCAGAACCUGGCACCAUUUGGAGAGGAAAAACUCCAGCCUUCCGACAGUAGCCUCCUGGGCAUGUAUUGUCUGACCUACUCCAUCCCCUUCCUGGUAUCCCUGAGCCUCCUGCAGUCAGAGGGGACAAGGCGGGCAUCCAAAAAACCCGAGCGGGUCCUAAUCCCGAAGGGAACCAAGAAUCACCCACCCAAGGGGCUGUCCAUGCCGUCAAUAACAAUCCAACAUAUCCCCCAUUUCCCGAAGGAAUGCAAAUGGCAAUAUUUGGCAUGGGAUGUUUCUGGGGAGCAGAAAAAAUGUUUUGGAAACUGUCGGGGGUCUUCUCCACACAGGUGGGAUUCUCAGGAGGCUUCACCCCCAAUCCUACCUACCAAGAAGUCCUCAGCGGGAUGACCGGACAUGCAGAGGUGGUCCGUGUAGUGUUUGACCCACAGAAGAUCAGCUAUGAAAAGCUCCUCCGAUUCUUCUGGGAGAACCACGAUCCAACCCAAGGAAUGAAGCAGUACGAAGACUUUGGCACACAGUAUCGUUCGGCCAUCUAUACUAUCGGAGCAGAACAACUGGAAUCUGCUUUAAGAUCCAAGGCAAUGUAUGAGCAGGAGUUGGCUAAGAAGCAAGUGGGACCAAUAACGACUGAGAUUCAGCCAGCCGGUGAAUUCUACUACGCCGAAGAUUACCACCAGCAAUAUCUGCACAAAAACCCGGAUGGUUUUUGCGGCCUGCAAGGCACUGGUGUGGCCUGCCCCGUAGGCAAAUGAGAGUUCCCCAAUGGGAGUAUCCUUGGGAGCCACGGUAAUCAUAACCCUUGAACGGUUACCAUGGCAACCGGCGGCCUAGCAUCUUCGUAAUUCAACUGUGAUUUAGCAACGGGGGCCUUUGUUCCUUUCUUUUGUGUCUUGUAGGACCCGCUAAGGUUUGGGGAUCAGGGUAAAAAUGGGCAGCCUGCUGGACGAAUUUGCUGCGAAUGUUAAUGCUUUGUGUGGGAGUGAUAGAUAUAAUUUCCAUCCAACCGCAGAUGUUUGGGAUCGCCUGGCAAGGCGCUGAUAAAUACACAUUAUGCAUUUAUCCCUUUCCUCAUUUCUCUACCAUCCCCAAGAAAGCUGAUGGAGCCAGCUCUGACUCCUCCAUCUUUGCAGUGAAUUUGGUUAUCCAGCACAGGUUGUCCUCAGCUUACAAACACACUGGGGACCAGGAUAUCCAUUGGUUAAGCAAGGCGGUUGCUAAGUGAAUCAUGCCUGAUUUUACAAUCUUUUGCUGUGGUUGUUAAGCAAAACGCUGCAAUUAACUGAAUCGUUAAGAGAAUUCAGCUUCUACUUCUAUUAACUUAGUUUGUUGGAAGCUGGAUGGGAAGGUCCCAUCACACACCCUGGGACGCUGCAACCAUCUUAUUAUACAAUAGUGGCCAGAAUUGUGGAAACCUUUUGGGAAAAGUGUAUUUUCUAAAACUAGCUAAUAACACCACAUUUUUGGGGGGAGUAGUACCAUAAAAUUAUAUAUCAAUGGAAAGAUAAUUUAAUCAAGAAUGCAAUGCAUUAACUUUUAUGAAGGAUUUGCUAUUAGAAUAGCAGUUACAGUAUAAAGAAGAAAAGUGAAACACGUAGAAAAAACAAGAUAUACAAAAAUUAUCACCAUAGAAAAAAUGAGAUAUACAAAAAUUAUCACCAAGUCAGUUAAUACUUAGUUGGGUAACCUUUAGCAACGUCUUCCCAUGGAGUGAACCAAGUCUUUUAGUUCUGCAGCUGUUAUAAUGUGAAACCAAGAUUGAACGAUUGCUUCUAUUAACUGGGUUUUAUUGCUGGGUCGCUUCUGACUAACAAGUUGUAACAGGUUUCAUAGAUUUUCAAUUGGGUUAAGGACUCUGGGCUAUUCCCAGGCCAUUUCAGCAGUGGAAUAUGAUUAUCUUGAAACUCCAAAAAAAAAAAAAAAAAGUGGUGUUCUUAACCAUCAAACCUCAAAAAUACACUUUUCCCAAAAGGUUUCCACAAUUUUGGCCACUACUGUAUACCUGUCAGUUGCCAAGCUUUUGAUCUCAUGACCAUAGGGAUGCUGCAAGAGUUGUAAAUACAAAUACUAAUUAUAAGUCACCUUUUCAGCGCCUUUGUAAUUUUAACUGGUCACUAAACAAAUGGUUGUAAGUCAAGGACUACUGUAUUGGUGCAAACCCACUUCCCUUUCUUGCCCUCUCUUUGGAGCUUAGAGAAAGAAAACUCUGCAGACAAGAACUUUGCUCUUUUGAUCUCGUGAAGGAUUCUAUAUCUGGCGCUUGUAGUGAAAAUCCAGCUUUCACGCUAUCCUGAAUCUAUCUCGGCCCAACAGAUCUUUUGAUACUAAAUUCCUCUACACAGUGCUUAUGAGCUGAACAGAUCUGAAAGCACCCCUUUUGGAGUGGGACAAUUUCCCCAUCUCUCUUCAUUUUUAUUUUUAUUUUUACAAAAUGCAUUCAAAUGUCAUUUUCCUUUUUUAGUUGUAUUCGCUUGCCUUUCAGGAAAUGAGAAGUUUUGUGUCCCGCAAGGGGCAAUUCUUUCAGACAACUGGCAAUUAUAAAGAAUUGGCCAUUCUCUGUCUGGAGGAAAGCCUUCCUUCGGUGGAGCCAUGGUGGCAUGGUGGUUAAAAUGCAGUAUUGCAGGCUAGUUCAGCUCACUGCCAGGAGUUCGAUCCUGACUGACUCAAGGCUGACUCAGCCUUCAUUCCUUCCGAGGUGGGUAAAAUGAGGACCCAGAUUGUUGGGGCUAUAGGCUGACUCUAUAAACCACUUAGAGAGGGUCGUAAAGCACUGUGAAGCGGUAUAUAAGUCUAAGUGCUAUUGCUAUUCUGUAAGCCAUUUGGCCAAAAUUCCCACAAAGUGCCUAACUGCCCCCCUGCCAAAUUUUGGAUGCUUAUUCUGGUGUUUUAUUCAAGCUACAGAACACUCCUGUCCACUCCACAGGAUGCCAUGUCCCUCUCUUCUAAAGUGCCUUAUAAAGUUAGGGUACCCUCCAACUGUCUGAAAUUUCCUAGUCAGCCAUGCCAAUGCUAAGAAUUCUGGGUGUUGGCCCACAUUUCUGGAGAAUACUCAUUCUUUCUAGCCAGCAGACCAAGCCAUAUAAUAGCAGUGAUGGCGAUCCUUUUCACCACUGAGUGCCCAAACCAGAAUGUGCAUGCAUGUGUGUUCAUGUGCAUACCAGUUGGGUUUCAAUUUCAUUUGCUACCAGUUCGCUCGUGGGUGCGUGCGUGCUCGCGCUUGUGAUGCUUCUGCGCAUGCACAGAGACGUCCAGGCGGGUGGGCUGCUGCCACUACCAGUUCACCCGAUACGGAGCGAACCGGUAGCAACCUACCACUGGUGUGCACGCCAGAGCGCUGGAAGCCCGAAGACCAGCUGCCUGGUGCGUGCGUGCCUGGUUUUUGGAUAUUUUUUGGGCUGUUUUGAGGCCGUUUUUGGCCUGAAAAUGGCCCAAAAAAGGGCCUGUUUUUUGGCUGUUUUUGGCCAGUUUUCGGGCUAUUUUCCAGUGCUCCAGCACCUGCAAAGACCAGCUGGCUGGCACACAUGUGUGCAUCGGAAACCAGAAGAGCACCUGGCGAUGAUGCGCGUGCCCACCCGUGCCAUAGGUUCACCAUCAAGGCCAUAUAGCCUAUUCCACAGCUAGGAACUUCUGAUUAGCUCUCUUAUUUUUAAUGAAUGUAUUUUUUAUGUACACUGAGAGCUUAUGCACCAAAGACUUCCUUGUGUUCCUUGUGUGUCCAAUCACACUUGGCCAAUAAGGAAUAAUAAAUAAAUAAGUAAAUAAAUAAAUAAAUAAAUGGUCAUGGAUGCCGCUAUGUCUACAGGAAUCCACUGGAGUUGGGCGACCAAUAAAUGAAAUAAAUAGGCGUAUUUCAGUGUGAAUACCAGGUUGUGUCCCAAAAUUAUUACUCCGGUGGAAAGAACAUGCCAUUUGCCUCUUCACAUCGUGCCAGUAGUGGACACCACCACCUAGUACAGAGAUGAUGCUCUCCAUGCAAAGCACCUGUUCUAUACUGUACUUCAUCUGUUAGGCAGAAACAUAUUUUGCACAAAGUCCUUUCCUUCCUUUCAAUGCAGGAAACCACAUCAUUUCACAAAACUGCUUCGAAACAGUGCCAUUCUGGUGAAGUUGAAUUUGGAAGUUAAGCAUCCUUUUAAAGCAGAACCUGGUCAUUUUAUAGCCCUCAAGCCACAUUCAGCCCUCUGGCUGUCCCUAUCCAGCCUGCGUGGAUUGCUUUUAUUUUGAAAGCAAUUGCCUUCAAAACUAAUGUCAUGUACAUAGGUGCACACAUGCCUACACACCUUCACAGUCUGAUUGGUUCGGCCUUUCACACAACCCCAGUUUUUCACGUGGCCCCUUGGGAAAAUGAAUUGCCCACCUCUGCUUUGAAGAGAUGCAGAGCCUUGGUGUGGUGGAAUGUGCUCUGGAUUCCCAGGAGGGAGGGGCUGCAUUCCAGAGCAGCAAAAGACAACACAAUUCAGAUGUGUGGGAGAAAGAGAGUAAAACAGCUCCUUUGUAAGUGUUCUCAGAGUAUAUUUAAUAGCUGCUUCAAUUUGGCAAGGUUUCUGCCAAUAAGUGAAGAACCGUAAAGGAAAACGCUUAGAAAAACCUCAACAUGUUUUUCUUGGUUUUGGGAUCUGGACACCUGUCAAUUACUCUCUCUCUAUUUUAUCCAAUUCCAGUACUUCGUGUUAGGACAAUAAAAUAGCCUUGUUCCCAAGCCUGAA